ACUUUAUUACGUCUGGCCACACUGUUUUGAAUUUGCUGCGAUAACCUAUCGAUUUUCAAACAGCUGUCGCAGCAUUGCCAUACUGAAAUUCAUAUUAGACCGCUUUCACAUUUUGUUUACAUUAUAAAACUAUUAUUUCAAAAGCAACGCAGCACAAUGGACUGGAUGCCGGUAUUAUUAUGUGGACUAUCGGUGCCUAUAUCGCUGUUCAUGUGGCUGGGCAACGUGGCAUUCUCAAAAUUCUGGAGCAACGGCCAUGAAGAAUUGCAAGUGAUUUCACCUGCCCGCUGGCUCUUCUCCACAUUGGCACCGCUGGCCUUGAUGCUAGUGGCGCUGCGUCGGCGUUCCGUAAACAAAUCCGGCGCGGUGUUAGGCAUAAUUGUUGCCUUUGCGCUGUCCAUAGCAAGUCAUCCGUUCUUUGCCAGCCUGGUGGUGUUCUUCUUCAGCUCGUCGCGUGCUACCAAAUUCCGUGCGCACUCGAAGCGCAAAUUCGAGCAUGACUUCAAGGAAGGCGAAGGACAACGCAAUUGGGUGCAGGUGCUAUGCAAUGGCGGCAUGGCUACGCAGCUGGCGCUGCUCUAUUUGCUGGACUGCGGCAGUGGCGAGCGUGCCAUAGACUUUGCCAGGGAGUAUCGCUCCAGCUGGCUGGGCAUAGCGGUCAUGAGCUCCUUUGCCUGCUGCAACGGCGACACCUGGAGCAGUGAACUGGGCAGCGUGCUCUCCAGCAAGGAUCCCAUUUCGAUUAUAAGCUGGCGUCGUGUGCCGCGUGGCACAAAUGGCGGCAUUUCCCUCAUAGGCGUGCUGGUGAGUCUGCUAGGCGGCCUGCUAGUGGGACUGGGCUACUUCGUCACGGUGCGUUACACCAUUGAUGCCAAGAUGCUGCUGGUAAGUCCACCACAGUGGCCUAUUAUACUGUACGGUGGGUUGGCUGGACUCUUUGGCUCGCUGCUGGACUCAGUGCUGGGCGGUUUGCUGCAGUUUUCGGGCAUCAAUGAGCAGGGCAAGAUUGUCGAUGCGCCGGGCAAGGGUGUGCGCCAUGUCAGCGGCCUGCGCAUUCUGGACAAUCACAGCGUCAAUCUGAUAUCCAGCAUAGUUAUGGGCGUCACUAUGCCGCUGCUGGCGCAAAAGUUUUGGCCCAUGCGCUGAGCCCAGCUUAGACUUCUUAAUAGAUUCCUAUUUUUGUACUGCUUCCAAGCUAAAAGCGAGGGCGUUUUAUUGUACGGACUUUGAUGUAUCUAAUGCAAACGAUAGACUCGACGACAACGAAUAGAACAAAUGCACUGUUAACUCUACUUACAGCUAGCGCCUAAGUGAAUUCCAUGUUUUAAUGUUAUUGCAGCUACUAAAUGUUUACUUAAACACGAGCACUAUUGUGUUCGCCUAAAUAAAUGUC
Drosophila busckii is the source of this 1393-nucleotide messenger RNA. Its product is annotated as transmembrane protein 19. The transcript has 2 exons. The record is from RefSeq and is a predicted model, not a curated record. Gene Ontology annotation, cellular component: membrane. NCBI's taxonomy places the organism in Eukaryota, Metazoa, Arthropoda, Insecta, Diptera, Drosophilidae. The coding region runs from base 157 to 1146 and encodes 329 amino acids.